UCAGCCAACGGGCCUCUUCCUGAUGUCCUGCAGCAGGGCCGGUUGCUGGUUGUGGACUAUGCCACCUGCUCCAGCUCUGGCUGGUGGGGCAGCACCGUGAAAACCAGUAUGAUCUGUGCUGGGGGUGAUGGCAAGAUCUCCAGCUGCAAUGGAGACUCCGGCGGGCCGCUGAACUGUCAGGCAGCUGAUGGCCGGUGGGAGGUGCAUGGCAUCGGCAGCCUCACGUCUCUCCUUGGCUGCAACUACUACUACAUGCCCUCCAUCUUCACGCGGGUCUCCAACUAUAAUGACUGGAUCAAUUCGGUAAGAACCAGACCAGCCCUGAGCCCCAGGGCACUGCCCUGCUUACCUGGCCUCGGAGUGCCAUGCCCACCUGGUGACUGAGAACCCCCUCCUUCCUCUUGAGAGCUAGAUGGGAACCCCUUGGAGAAGGCUGCAGACCUUGGCAACUGCUGGGCCCCCCAUGGGUCCCCAAAAUUUCUGUGUGGGUAAAGCUGAGUGAAAAGGAACAUAGAGGGUGGCCUUGUCCAAAGAGGUUGAACACUGCUCAGGCAUGUUAAGAGUUCCAUGGCCGGGCGCUGUGACUCAGGCCUGUAAUCUCA
Messenger RNA from Chlorocebus sabaeus (green monkey), 602 nucleotides. NCBI's taxonomy places the organism in Eukaryota, Metazoa, Chordata, Mammalia, Primates, Cercopithecidae. The record is from RefSeq and is a predicted model, not a curated record.